UUACAAUUAGUGCGUUGACCACCCUUGCCAAUUUAGCACAGUUUCACUUCUAAAAUUCGCGAAAGUCCGAGUGUUCAUUAGUGAAUUUUAAAUGAAAAGUUUCGUAACAUCAAAAUCUUUUAAAAAAUGGAAUCAGUGAAAGAACUAAUUUUAAAUUUUAAAAAAAGAAAAUCACAUGUGGGUUACGGAUUUCAAAAAGAAAGUGAGGCUUUAGUAAGUCAUGUUUUGGAUAAUUUUCUAAAAACUCCAUUACCAGACUUGGAACCAGAAAGAAAAAACGAGGAAGACUCUAUACGUUACAGAGAAGAAGGAAAUCAGCAUUUCGUAGCCGGUGAUGAUUCCGCAGCAAUAGAGUGUUACACAAAGAGUCUUGCUUUUGCUGAUAGCAAAGAACUUAUGGCAACCGCCCAUGCUAAUCGAUCAGCUGCACUUUUUAGAAAACAGCUUUACAAACAAUGUCUAAUAGAAAUAGAUGCAGCCUUGUCCCUUGAUUAUCCGGAGGAGAAAAAAGAGAAAUUGAAAGAAAGGGGACGAAAAGCACUUAAAAAGAUAAGCAAUUCUUAUGGAAGCACGGAGACUGAAAAUUCAAAGACUGAAAAAUUCGAUCCUUUUGAGACUAAAUCAAAUGAUAAAGUGAAUUCGAAGUUUCCAUUGAUUCAAAACGUACCAAAUUUAGAGGAGACAAAGGAAGCUGCAGUUUUGAAUAAUAUCCCAAAAGAAAAUCCUAUCAGUUUAACGGAUUUAAAUGGUUCUUCUUCUCCGGGUACAUCUAACAAUCCAAGAUAUUUAAAAACUGAAGGAAAAUUGUCACUUACCUAUGGUCCAAGUGAAGAGUCAUCAUCAGCCAGUAGUGGUCUUAGCAUCUGCAUCUCAGAAAAAUAUGGUCGUCAUAUUAUUGCUACCCGAAGCUUCGAACCAGGAGACAUCCUCUCAUUAGAAGAUCCAUAUUCAUACACUAUUUAUCGAGACAAGAAAUACACACACUGUCAUCACUGUUUAUUAAGAAGUCAUAAUAUGAUUCCUUGUCCGCACUGUCCAAUCGCACAAUACUGUUCAGAACAGUGCAAAAAUUUAGACUGGAAACUCGCACAUUGCACUGAAUGUCCCAUUUCAUCAUUAUUAUCAAAUUUACUACAUUUUGAUGUCGAUAAAACUCGCAUGCUUAGCAAAAUAGUAAGGUUUCUAAUAGUCGCAACCAAAAAUGGCACAGAUAUUGAAGGACUACGUCAAGACAUAAAAGAUGCAGAAUCAAAUCGAGAUAGCAGAACAGCAGGAUUUACAGAAAAUGGAAUUCUCGAUAGUAAAAGUGCUCGAGCAGCUUUAAGUCUUGCGACUAACAUGUCAACAAGACCUCCUAUUGGACUGAGUGCAUUCGCCUGCAUUUCGGCACUUGCAGCUACUUUGUUAGCUACACAAACCACAUUUUUUGGCGUCAAAUAUGAAGCAAGUCAGUUAAAAAAUAUCAGUGAACUUUCGAAUAUCAAGUUCUGUGCUAGCCUGAUGUUUAGAGCCUGUGUCAUUACAUCUUCUAAUUGUUUUUCGAUUCAGCAAAGACCAGGUGUUAAAUCUGGUUCUGGUCUCUACAUCUUUCAUAGUUUGUUUAAUCACUCUUGUACUCCUAAUACGCUGCGACAUUUUGAAGGAUUAAAAAUGAUAACACGAGCAAUGGAAUGGAUUUCUCCCGGGGAUCAAGUUUUUACAAGUUAUGGCGGAGGAUAUCAGCACAUGCCUCGAUCUGAGAGAAAAAAGAAAAUGAUGGAAGAUUAUUUCUUUGACUGUGAUUGUACAGCUUGCAUUUUCGAUUGGCCAACGUAUCCAGAAAUUAUUAGAAAUCAUGUGGGUUCAAUUUCUAAAAAUAAGGAACUCGUCGGAAAGUUAAAACCAUUUAAAAAACGAUUGCUUGAAGAUAAAUAUGAUGUCGAUGCAGCCAAAAGUAUUCUUAAGAUUUUGUACAAAGAAGCAAAAAUGCCAUGUGAGGAAAUAGUCCACGGAGUGCAAUACCUGAAAAGUUAUUAUUUAGGUUAUCUCAAAUUAUACGACUCGUCUCACAAAGCUCGCUAGCUUGAAUGAAAUGCAAAACUGACCUGAAUUGCAAUAUUGAAUUGAGGCCAGCGACGAAUUUAUAUGUGGUCUUUAAUCUUUCUCAUUUUAGCAUGCAAUUCUCUUUUCUGUCUAUAACGUUUCAAAGCUUUAAACUGCACUUAAGGGGUCAUUGUUGUAUAACUAUGUGAAUUUUAGUAAGUGUCUGCAAUAUAUUUUUCUACUAGGUAUAACAAAAUUCUAAUACUUUAUAUUAUUCAUUGCAUAUUCAGGGUGGCCGUUUUCAGCGAGGAAAAAAAAUCAACUAUCAUUUCUCGUUUCGUACAAAUUGUUGACGGUCACUGAAAUUAAUAACGCAACAUACAGUGGGUAAUCAUUGAUUAAGAGCAACAAUAAAAGAAUAAUAAAUAAUUUCAAUUUUUUAACACGUUUAGUCUCUUAAAUAUUAAUUAAAUUAAAUUAUUUUACAUAUAUUGCUAUUUAUAUUAAAUGAUUAUCCACUAUAGAAUGCAUUAUCCAAUGUAGGGAGAUUUCCAGGUACAUUAAACUAGCACCUCCACAAUCGAAUUUUUGAAUUUUUCAUAGCUC
Messenger RNA from Belonocnema kinseyi, 2628 nucleotides. Its product is annotated as SET and MYND domain-containing protein 4-like. NCBI's taxonomy places the organism in Eukaryota, Metazoa, Arthropoda, Insecta, Hymenoptera, Cynipidae. Gene Ontology annotation, molecular function: protein binding. Bases 127 to 2061 code for a protein of 644 amino acids. The transcript is spliced from 7 exons. The record is from RefSeq and is a predicted model, not a curated record.